Molecule: messenger RNA, 1350 nt
Organism: Alosa alosa (allis shad)
Lineage: Eukaryota; Metazoa; Chordata; Actinopteri; Clupeiformes; Clupeidae
Product: zinc finger protein 467-like
Exons: 3
Coding region: 55-1350 (431 amino acids)
Cellular component (GO): nucleus
Source: RefSeq, a predicted model, not a curated record
ACUAGCAGCAUUGAAGGAGUAUCGGUGUUGUUUUGUUGCAGCCGACCGUGUAAAAUGAGCAGUCACCAGCUGCUCUCCGCCUCGUGCCUCAGCCAACGGCUCGUGGCGGCCGUGGAGGAGGUCAUGGAGCUCGUGAGAGCCACGGUGAUCCAGUACGACCUGGAGAGCACUCAGGUACGCCGCGAGAAUCAGCUGCUCCGGUGCAAGCUGGGGGAAAUCACCGGCGGAAUUCCUCCGGACACAGCCGGGAACUCUCCGACUGGGGAGGAGUGGGCCGACUGGACGCAUCACCUGGACCAGAACUCCGGAACCGCAGUGGACCCGCAGAACCAGCUGCAGAACCAGCAGAACCAGCGGAACCAGUCCCUGAGCUGUGCGUCUGCGCUGGGCUUUAAGAGUGAUGAGCAGACCCCGACACCAGAGCCUGCAGCGCCCCCUACCUGCGUCAGCGUGAAGACCGAGUGGGCCGACGACGCCCCUGAGCCCAACAGCCAAUCACAGCAGAGCAGCGGAGCUGAUGUCAAGACAGAGCUCCUCCUCACGAGAACCAUCAAAAUGGAGUCAGAGGAGAUGGUACUAUUCUCAGAACUUCACCCGGUCGCCAUGGAAGCGACCCCCAUCCAAGCCCCACCUCCAGACACCGUUGCCGUGGAGACGGUGGUGUUUGCGGAGCAUCAUCUGGACUGCUCUACUGCUCGCACAGUUGACCUCCCCUCAGCAGGGGGCGCCAUAACAAACGCCUCCCACCGCCAGACCUCACCAACAGCCCCCCACCCCACGCUCCGACCCCCCCACCCCAUAGAUGUCCGACCCCCCCACCCCACGGGUGCUGCUCCGUUUACCCACAAUCCCUUAGCCAGACCACGCCCUCUCCUCACGGCACAGCGUCAUGGCAACCCCGUGGGUGGGCCGGCAGUGGGCCGGGGCCAGGCCGGCGGAGGGCGGUGCGCGGUGUCGUUUCCAUGCCAACAGUGCGGGAAGCAGUUCGUGCACCGGUCGCGCCUGCGCGUGCACAUGCUCAUCCACACGGGCGAGAAGCCGUACGCCUGCCAGCGCUGCGGCAAGCGCUUCAACAACGACGGAACCCUGAAGAACCACCAGCGCGUCCACACCCAGCUCCGCCUACACAGCUGCCCCCUGUGUUCCAUGCGCUUCAAGGACGCCUACACCUGCCGCAAACACCUGGUACACACACCGCGGGCCAAGAGACGCGAGGGGAACGCCUCCCAGCACCACACACACGCUACACACCGCCGCAUAGGCAGACGAGGUGACGGUUCUACACAGUUCUACGUGGUGUUCCACAUUCUCAGUGACACGGUUCUACCUGGUGUUCCACAUUCUCAGUGA